AUGAGCAGUUCCUGUGUGACACUGGCUGAGGUCCUGUGGGCAAAAGGAAGCCCUUUGGAAGAAGAAGAAAUAUGGGCACUCUUGUACCUGGCCACAGUGCAGCUUCUGGAGGACCUUCACAAAGACCCUGCCAUCUAUGUGAUUUGUCCAUGGUCAGUACUACUGUCUGCUGAAGGAAAUUUGUCCUUCAAAACCAAUGCAUCUCAGAUGGAAGCUGUCCCAUUCAGUGCACCAGAAUUGCUUCACAGACAAAGUAAAAACCAGCUCUUUGGACUAACAAAGAUGUUGGUGUAUUCCUUAGGAAUGACCCUCUAUUGGUCAGUAGACUUCCAGGUUCCUCCAAAUCAGUCCCUCCAGCUGAGUGACCAACUACACACGCUCUUGCUGAUGCUAUGUGAAGAUCAGCCACAUAAAAGAGUUUCUCCUGAAUCAAUUCUGGAAGCAUGUGAGGCACAUCAGAAGGAAUUUUCUCCCUUACCAGCAAAUGUCUACGUAAAGAAAAUGGUCCAAUUUGCUGUGGGAAGUGUCAAUGAGGUGGAGAGGACACUCACCGAAGACAGCACAGCCUCUCAGCUUGACAGAAGCCAUGUGAUAAGGAAAAGACUGCAUGAGAAAAUAUCAGACACAUCCCCACUGUCCUCCCAAAUGAAUUUUCACCAAGGGUCCACAUUAAUGAAUUACAGUCAGUCAACAGAAGAUUACAAAGAUUACAGACCACUCUCUGUGGAUUACAGUGACUCUAAUAGUAUUUCUGAAAGUACAUCUUUGAUACUCUCUAACCGAGGACACAGGGGAGGGAAAGUUCCACAGACACACGUGUCACGGGACCCCACCUUUAGUGGGUCAAGAACACAAAGUAGCUACAAGCUCUUCAUAAACAGGUCUGUCAGUGCUGUAGAAGAAAUUCCUGGUGGGACUCAGAGCAGCAGACACAACCUGCUAAGUUUAGGUUCCACCUUCUCCGUGUCUGCAGCGGACUACACAGCAGCUGCUGCAUCACAGAAAUGUUUGUUCCACAAGAAGGAAAAGUUUUCAGGUCCAGAAUUUAUUAUUUUGUCUAGUGAACCACCAGUGACCUUACAGCUGCCUGGAUCAAUUGUGACUAAAAAAGGGAAAUCCUAUUUGUCCCAAAGGGAUCUCAAUGUGGUUCUACUCAAUGGGCAGUGCCUUGAGGUGCAAUGUGAUAUCAAGUCCAAGGCAAGAGAUGUUUUCAACACUGUGGUGGCGUAUGCAAAUUUGGUGGAACAUUUCUACUUUGGCUUGGCUUACCUGAAAGGUAAAGAAUUUUUCUUUUUGGAUGAGGAGACAAAACUCUACAAAGUGGCCCCAGAUGGCUGGCAUGACCAACCCAAGAAGAAAACCUCAAUCAUUAAUUUCACACUCUUCCUAAGGAUAAAAUUCUUUGUCAACCAAUUUAACGUUAUCCAGCACAGCUUGACAAGACAUCAGUUUUACCUGCAGCUUCGUAAAGAUAUUUUGGAGGAGCGGUUGUAUUGCAACAAUGAGACUGCCCUGAAACUCGGUGCUUUGGCAUUACAGGCAGAACUUGGCAAUUACACUUCAGAGAUGCAUGGAAAGAGCUAUUUUCGUGUUGAAGACUAUGUUCCAGCAAGCCGAAUAGAGAAAAUGACCCUGACUUCUGUACAAAGAUCACUUGCUAAAUUACAUCGUAUGAAUCGUUCUCUUUUUGAGGAUGAAGCUGAGCUUCAGUUUUUAAAGGUGACUCAGCAGCUUCCUGAAUAUGGUGUGUUAUUCUACCGUGUGUCCCAAGAGAAGAAAGCAGCAGCAGGAGGAGAUAUCACUCUUGGAAUCUGUGCCAAAGGCAUCAUUGUGUAUGAGGUCAAAAAUCACACAAGAAUUGCCAGCUUAAGAUUCCAGUGGCGUGAAACAGAGAGAAUUUCUGCUCAUAGAAAAAAGUUCAUGAUUGAAAGCAGCUUCAGUGGCAAGAAGCACACCUUCAUUACCGAUACAGCAAAGACCUGUAAAUAUCUGUUAGACCUCUGCUCUGCCCAGCACAAAUUCAACGCACAGAUGAAUUCUAGGCAACUUCAGCAAACUUCAUCAGAGGAAAAUAAAUUUAUGGAAAUAGACAAAUCAAAUUCUGCAUAUUUAGGUCAGCUUGAACACCUGGCCCUGAUUCAGAGACUGUCUCGUUCAGAGAAUGUGCUCUAUGGAGCACACCUGGAAAACCUUUCUGCUGGGAUGAUGAGCAAAUCUUGUGAUAAUCUCAGUGUGGAAACCAACAACAGGACUAGAGAUAAAUGCAAUCUUGGCAGCUGUUUUGUCUCUGCAGCACCUGGAUCACCAGCCACCCAAAAGGAAGUUUUGCUAAGUGGUGUAGAGAGAGAAAUUAUUUGUGUCAGCCUAAAACGUGACCCUAAGAAUGGAUUUGGUUUUGUAAUUAUUGGAGGGGAAAAUGUAGGAAAAUUAGACCUUGGUAUCUUUAUCGCUUCAAUUAUCCCUGGGGGACCUGCAGACAGAGCUGGAAAUAUCAAACCAGGAGGACGACUCAUCUCUGUGAAUAAUAUUAGUCUUGAAGGAGUUUCGUUUAACACUGCAGUUAAAAUAAUUCAGAAUUCUUCUGAUGAAGUGGAACUCAUCAUCUCUCAACCUAAAGACAUGUAUGAAGAAGGAGUAAAUGAAGAAAAGACUCUCUCAAGAGGAAACAGCACUAGUGGAUCUGAGAUCUCUUGUGUAGACAGUGGGAGAAGAAAGAUUCAGGAUUGUCAUACAGCUCUCUCCAAAGAACAGGACAUAAAUGGAGAUGAACUUGAAAAGACUGUUUCUGGGAGUAUAGCACUAAAAUUGGGCCCCAGGAUUCAACUUCCUCCAUCUGAUAACCUGGAUGUGGAGGAAACUGAAUCUCUGGACUUACCAUCUCCAUCUGAAGCCAAGUCAAAGGAAAUCUAUACUGUUGAGCUUGCUAAAGAAGAUGGAAGUUUUGGGAUCACUGUGACUGGUGGAAUUAACACCAGUGUGCAUCAUGGUGGGAUAUAUGUGAAGUCAAUUAUUCCCAGGGGACCAGCAGAUAAGAAUGGACAAAUCAAGAUAGGUGAUCGUCUGCUGGAAGUAGAUGGCAUCAGCCUCUGUGGCAUCACCCACAAACAGGCUGUGGAACACCUUAAGAAAUCUGGCCAGAUUGCCAAGCUGGCUCUAGAAAGGGGAAACUACCACCUGACAGAGCCUUGCCUGAUUGCUAAUGACAGAAAGGGGGACCAAGGAGCUGUUGUUUCUGUGGCAACAUCCUUCCCAGAUGGUACCAAGGACUACUGCUUUUUGACAGAUGAUAAUAUAUUUGAAGUCAAAUUGACAAAGAAUUCUGGAGGCCUUGGCUUCAGUGUUUUACAAAUGGAAGAAGAUGAUUGCAAACACCUUGGAGGGGCUAUUGUCAGGAUCAAAAGACUGUUUCCAGGGCAGCCAGCUGCAGAGAAUGGUGAAAUUGAAGUUGGAGACAUAAUUUUAGCUGUGAAUGGGAAAACUGUUCAAGGACUCCUGUAUCAGGAUGUCCUGCACUUGUUGAGAGGAGCCCCUCCAGAAGUUACACUGCUACUUUGCAGACCACCAAAAGGUGUUCUUCCAGAAAUAGAGCAGAUUGCCCUGCUUCAACUCAACCUCUAA
Molecule: messenger RNA, 3618 nt
Organism: Calypte anna (Anna's hummingbird)
Lineage: Eukaryota; Metazoa; Chordata; Aves; Apodiformes; Trochilidae
Gene: FRMPD2
Product: FERM and PDZ domain containing 2
Exons: 27
Coding region: 1-3618 (1205 amino acids)
Cellular component (GO): cytoskeleton
Molecular function (GO): protein binding
Source: RefSeq, a predicted model, not a curated record